AUGUAUCUAUCUAUCUUUCUCAUUAUCUAUCUAUGCAUCUCAUUAUCUAUCUAUCUAUCUAUCUAUCUAUCUAUCUAUUUCUGCAUGCUCAUUAUCUAUCUAUCUAUCUAUCUAUCUAUCUAUCUAUUUAUCUAUCUCAUUAUCUAUGUAUCUCAUUAUUCAUCUAUCUAUCUAUCUAUUAUCUAUCUAUCUAUCUAUCUAUCUAUGCGUGUUUAUAUCUACAUCUGUUCAUAUAUACGUAUCUAUCCAGACCUCUUUAUAUCUACACCUGUUCAUAUCAUAUGUACGUAUCUAUGUAUCUGGGCCUGUUUAUAUUUACAUCUUUUCAUAUCUAUCUAUCUAUUUAAUCAAUUAUCUAUCUAUCUAUCUAUCUAUCUAUCUAAGAUCUAUCUCAUUUAUAAGAUCAUCUAUCGAUCUAUCUAUCUAUCUAUCUAUCUAUUGAAAAUAUUAAAUCUAUCUAUCUAUCUAUCUAUCUAUCUAUCUGAGACUAUUAAGAUCUAUCUAAUCUAUCUAUCUAUCUAUCUAUCUAUCUAUUUUAUCUAUCUAUCUAUCUAUCUUAGUCUCUUCAUAUUUCUUUAUAUUUUCAUGUCUCGUUCGUUACCUAUUGGCCUAAAUCUGUUUCUACAUCUAUGUUCAUGGAAAAAUCAAUUGAACAUUUAUUGUUUAUAUGAUUUACACCUUUUGUAA
Molecule: messenger RNA, 687 nt
Organism: Acanthosepion pharaonis
Lineage: Eukaryota; Metazoa; Mollusca; Cephalopoda; Sepiida; Sepiidae
Source: the annotation of a GenBank genome assembly